Messenger RNA from Pogoniulus pusillus (Red-fronted tinkerbird), 2979 nucleotides. It is a transcript of the gene SRSF10, whose product is annotated as serine and arginine rich splicing factor 10. The transcript has 6 exons. Gene Ontology annotation, molecular function: RNA binding. The coding region runs from base 198 to 986 and encodes 262 amino acids. NCBI's taxonomy places the organism in Eukaryota, Metazoa, Chordata, Aves, Piciformes, Lybiidae. The record is from RefSeq and is a predicted model, not a curated record. Gene Ontology annotation, cellular component: spliceosomal complex; nuclear speck; cytoplasm. Gene Ontology annotation, biological process: positive regulation of mRNA splicing, via spliceosome; mRNA splicing, via spliceosome.
GGGCAGGCCCCGGGCCCUGGCGCCGCCGCUCCGCUCCUGUGCCGGAAGCCCCGCGGGAAGUCUCGCGAGAGGCGGCGCGCGGGCGGCGGUGGCGCUCGUGCAGCUCCGGAGGGUCGCCUCAGCCGCUCGGCUCCCCGCAGCGCCUGGGCCCUGCUGCUCGCUCGCUCCCUCCCUCCCCCCCCGCUGCCAGCGCCGCCAUGUCCCGCUACCUCCGUCCCCCCAACACUUCGCUCUUCGUUCGGAACGUGGCCGACGACACCCGGUCUGAAGACUUGCGCCGUGAGUUUGGUCGUUACGGACCUAUAGUUGAUGUAUACGUUCCACUUGACUUCUACACUCGGCGUCCCAGAGGAUUUGCUUAUGUUCAAUUCGAAGAUGUCCGGGAUGCAGAAGAUGCUCUCCAUAACUUGGAUCGAAAAUGGAUUUGCGGUCGGCAAAUAGAAAUCCAGUUUGCACAGGGGGAUCGAAAGACACCAAAUCAAAUGAAAGCCAAGGAAGGGAGAAACCUGUACAGCUCCUCUCGUUAUGAUGACUAUGACAGAUACAGGCGGUCUAGGAGUCGGAGUUACGAAAGGAGACGCUCUAGAAGUCGUUCCUUUGAUUACAGCUACAGAAGAUCUUAUAGUCCCAGAAACAGUAGACCUACUGGAAGACCUCGUCGUAGCAGAAGCCAUUCGGACAAUGAUAGGUUCAAACACCGCAAUCGAUCUUUUUCAAGAUCUAAGUCCAAUUCAAGAUCACGAUCCAAGUCACAGCCCAAGAAAGAAAUGAAGGCUAAAUCACGGUCUAGGUCUGCAUCUCACACCAAAUCUAGAGGCACCUCUAAAACAGAUUCUAAAACACACUAUAAGUCCAGCUCAAGAUAUGAAAAGGAAUCGAGAAAAAAAGAACCAGCUAGAUCCAAAUCACAGUCAAGAUCACAUUCUAGAUCUAGGUCAAAAUCCAGAUCACGGUCGUGGACUAGUCCCAAGUCCAGUGGCCACUAACAGCGUAUCCAUGUUGUUUCUAGGCAUGUAAGAUUCAUUUACACACAGUUCAGUUUACUUAAAUUAUCAGGAAUAUGAUGUUGCAACAGUGCUAAAAAAUAUUUUCUUUGUCAGUUUUCCCUGUAGCCAACAAUGGUUAAAAUUAAAACAGUGUUGAGAAGCCACUGAGAGAGCGAGAGAGAGAGAGAGAGAAUGUCCACUUGGUUACAUGUCUUGGGCAGCUACUGAUUUGGUUGUGGUGUCUCUAUGUAUAUUUUUGUAAAGAUUUGCAUUUUUAAUGCUUAGAUAUUGGUGAUGACUUGAUUGAUCGUAACUUGCAACAUUGUCCUAUUAAAAAUGUCAAUACCCACAGAGAAAUUGGUACCAGUUUGUGCUGAACAGUUAAACCAGCUGUUUAACUUGUUCUGUGAUGCUCAGCUUUGUGCUAACACACACACAAAAAAGAAACUGGACAGCUGUAGUGCAACACUGACUGCUGUGAAAUGCAGACUGGCAGCUCUCUGCUUCCGUUGUUCAGAGGCAGGUCUCUCUGUUCCCCGUGCCCACUGACACCAGUAGCUUGGUAAAGGGAGCCCUGUGGGGAGAUGAUGUUGAGAUUUCUCUUUGAGCCUGCCCUCUGAAGAGGUGGUGCUGACACUGCCUGUACUCCAUGGGGAGAGAGUUGGUCUUGGAAGCUCGUUCAGAGGUGGUGCAGUGUGGUGACUUGUCAGGAUAGAGGCCUCACUGCGUUUGAACUGGCUGCUAGUACUGAACAUGUGAGGGGUGGGGGGGAAACACACCUCGAAAAUGGAAAAUUCAGUUCAGAUCAGCAACUAAAUAUUAGGUUGUGUGUACAUUUUAUGCAGUUUUUGUAUCUAUUCUAAAUUUUAGUGAGCAGUUAACCAUAAAAGUGCUUAGUUUUUCUGCUGUUAGAUACCAGUAGAUUGUUUGGAGUUGUGUAUGUACAGUAUAUAAGAACUAAACUUUUUAUGCCAAUGACUCCUGUGGUUAGUUGGUGUAUUCCUAGGUAUCAAAGUGUAGCCAUCUCUUCCUGAGCAACAAAGCCUUGCUUUUAUACAGCAAAAACAAUAAGCAAUUGAGCAAGCAAGUCUGAAUCACUUCUUCCUCAGAGCAGAUAGUGAUUUGGUUACAAAGAUUUUGCUUUCCUUCAGAACAAAUGUUUGGAGUUGGAUAUGAACAGGAGCUGCAUCUCUAGCUAUUUAGUUUAUCACUAAGAACAGUUUCUUUAGCAAAUUGGAUGUGAAAAUUAACAAAAGCCUUCUGUACCCUUACCAGUAUUUCUCUAGAAGGCAACAUUAAUUUGUUAGGAAAAUGGCUUUUGGUGGUAUUGGGUUGGGUUUGGACUUCCUCUCUACCUUCCAAAGCCAGUGUCCAGCCCCUGGUGUUCCUCACUGUCUUCUGUAGCAGUUUGUAAAGACAUUGAUUUCAGUUUUCUUUUAAGAUAAAUGGUUUAGCUUUUGGAGUUCAGUGUUUCCAGAAGGACCUUUCAAGACGUUCAGAUGGCUUCAAAAUCCCAGCAGCAAAAAGUGCUUAGGGGAUUGAUCCAAGAAUCUUUGUACAUUUGAUAGAGUUUCUAACUUUUAGUUUUUGUGGGUGUUUUUUUUUCCCCUUUUACUCUGCAGUUAAUGUUCAUCUUCUGCUAUGCAAUCAUUUAUAUGCACGUUCCUUUCAUUUUGUAGCCUUUUCCUGGAUGUAUAGUUUAAAAAUAACAAAAAAAGGGAAAAAAAAGUCUAUAUAAAAAACCUGUAGCAAGUAGUGUGCAGCUCUAGCAAAGGGGAAAAAAAAGUUGUGGGAUUAAAACUUUGUAUUUCCUUCCUUAAUAGAGGCUUCUAAAAAGGUAUUUUUAUAUGUUCUUUUUAAACAAAUAUUGUGUACUACCUUUCAAAGCUCGGAUGUUUUGAUCAAAAAUUAACUACAGACCCAGCUUUAUUUUCUGCUUGCUGUAAAUUUAGCCAACGUUGCUGUAAUAAAAUCAAAACAGAAAUGAAGGAAA